Molecule: messenger RNA, 920 nt
Organism: Zea mays
Lineage: Eukaryota; Viridiplantae; Streptophyta; Magnoliopsida; Poales; Poaceae
Exons: 1
Coding region: 96-557 (153 amino acids)
Biological process (GO): negative regulation of abscisic acid-activated signaling pathway
Source: RefSeq, marked validated
AUCCUCUAGCUCUCUCUCUCUCUCUUCUCUCACACACACACACAGUCACAGACACCCCUAUCACUUAGACUGUGCUAGUAGGUAGCGGCCGCGUAAUGGAGCAGGAGCUCAGCCUUGAGCUCACCCUCCUCCACCCCUCGGCCUCGCCGCCGGAGCCACCGGGCUACUUCGUCUGCAUGUACUGCGACCGCAAGUUCUUCAGCUCGCAGGCUCUCGGUGGCCACCAGAACGCGCACAAGUACGAGCGCAGCCUGGCCAAGCGCCGCAGGGAGAUAGCCGCCGCCCUGCGCGCGCACGGGGCGGCCGCCACCGCCACGGGCGCCCCGGAGGACGACGCCGCCGCCGCGAUGGGCUCUCGCGAUGUCCCCGCCAGGCCACAAGGCACGGGUACCGGAGUCGUCGUCGUUGAAGAUGAGAGUGCAACCAGGAUGAUGGACAAGCAGAAGGCUCCUGCUGCUGAUGACGACGCUCCCGCGACCGCGUCGUCGAGCAACAUGAAGAGGUCGUCGGAGUACGGCUACGGCGUCGAGGAGCUGGAUCUCUCCCUCAGGCUUUGAUUGGUUCCUCUUCCUCCUCCACCUUUAAAUAUAAUUCGCCCCGUUUGCUUAGAUAAUUCGAUCUUUGUGGUCAGUGCAAUCAUCUGUUUCGCGUGCGUGGUAUCUCAGUGCUGGAUCCGUCACUUUCUUCCUCAUGUAGUUGUUGUGCAGUUAUAUUCUUCCAUCCGAUGAUGGAACCUAUCGGCAAGAACUAUUGUCGGCCCAUCCUGCUAUCCAAAGGGCGUGGUAUUUGGUGUGCUCUUUUCGGUUUUCUGCCUUGAGUCUUCUUUGUGCGAUCUAAAUUCGCAGCUUGUUUUUUCCAAAACGGCGGAAACAGUUUUGCCGCAAUUUCGUUUGGACCUUUUUCAAGUGACUCUAAAUUGG